Molecule: messenger RNA, 1091 nt
Organism: Xenia sp. Carnegie-2017
Lineage: Eukaryota; Metazoa; Cnidaria; Anthozoa; Malacalcyonacea; Xeniidae
Product: cytochrome c1, heme protein, mitochondrial-like
Exons: 11
Coding region: 41-958 (305 amino acids)
Biological process (GO): mitochondrial electron transport, ubiquinol to cytochrome c
Molecular function (GO): heme binding; electron transfer activity
Source: RefSeq, a predicted model, not a curated record
UCGCAAAGCUUCACGGGAUGCGUGGUUGGGAAAAGGCAAAAUGGCGAGCCAGCGUUUUCUGUUACUUAUAAGAAAUGGCAGAUUAAAACCCCUUGUUAGUGCUGUUAAGUCAAGAUGCAUUGGUUAUGCUUCCGACAAUUUUAAAAAAUCUACUAAGUCAUGGGUUGCUUUUGGCUUAAUGACGGCUGGUGGCAGUGCUUGUGCCUUAUUGGGCGCAACUGUGUAUGCUGAAGAACUUGGUUUACAUCCACCUCAUUUUCCAUGGUCUCACCAUGGUAUAACCCAAAGUUUAGAUCAUGCCAGUAUGCGUCGUGGAUUUCAAGUGUAUCAACAAGUGUGUGCUGCCUGUCAUAGUAUGAAGUAUAUUGCAUUUCGACAUUUAGUUGGUGUGACUCACACCGAGAAUGAAGCAAGAGCUUUAGCUGAAGAGGUUCAAGUAUUGGAUGGUCCUGAUGAUGAAGGAAAUAUGUUUGAAAGACCAGGAAAGUUGGCCGAUUAUCUUCCUAAACCUUAUCCUAAUGAAGAAUCUGCUCGGGCAGCAAAUGGAGGUGCUUAUCCUCCAGAUUUAAGCUUCAUUGCAAACGCCAGACACGGUGGUGAAGAUUACAUAUUUUCUAUCCUUACUGGUUACUUUGAAGCACCUGCCGGUAUUGAGCUUCGAGAUGGUCUUUAUUAUAAUGCAUAUUUUCCUGGCCAAGCUAUUGCUAUGGCACCUGCAUUGUAUACCAAUAUUAUUGAAUAUGACGAUGGGACUCCUGCAACUAUGAGUCAAUUGGCAAAAGAUGUGAGUACAUUCUUAAGAUGGGCAUCAGAACCUGACCAUGACAAUCGUAAAAGAAUGGGGAUUAAGGCUUUGUCACUGUUUUCAAUAUUGGUGCUGGCAUCUUGGUACUAUAAACGUCAUAAAUGGACUGUACUAAAGAGUAGAAAACUUGCUUAUUGGGCUGCAACAAGAUGAGUUAAACAAUGUUUGUACAUGUGUUUGGUUUAUAACUUAAACAUCCUAAUUGUUUACCACAAGCACAUAUUUUAUUAAUUAUAUGACAAUAUAAUUGCUUUUCAUAAAUACAAUAUUAUUUCUCACAUUAAAA